AUGUACAAAGGUUUGGAAGUGGAGGGUAGUGAGUCCUACCUGAGUCUGUCCAAAGUGGUACCUGGUACUUUCAAAAUUGACACUGACAGAGUAAAGCAACAAGGAAAGGGCAGUGGGAAAGCUCGCUCCAAGGCGAAGUCUCGGUCGUCCCGGGCUGGCCUGCAGUUCCCGGUGGGCCGUGUUCACAGGCUCCUGAGAAAGGGUAACUAUGCUGAGCGUGUGGGUGCCGGAGCGCCGGUCUAUCUGGCUGCGGUGCUGGAGUAUCUGACGGCUGAAAUCCUGGAGCUGGCCGGCAACGCGGCCCGGGACAACAAGAAGACCCGCAUCAUCCCCAGGCACCUGCAGUUGGCCGUGCGCAACGACGAGGAGCUCAACAAGCUGCUGGGAGGGGUGACCAUCGCUCAGGGCGGGGUGCUGCCUAAUAUCCAGGCCGUGCUGCUGCCCAAGAAAACGUCCGCUGCUGGAUCCGCUAAAAAGUGAAGUGACCAUCCAUGAAUCUGACAACCCAAAGGCUCUUUUAAGAGCCACUCACAGCAUCUGUGAAAGGAGCUGAAUCGUCUGUCAG
Molecule: messenger RNA, 565 nt
Organism: Chiloscyllium plagiosum (whitespotted bambooshark)
Lineage: Eukaryota; Metazoa; Chordata; Chondrichthyes; Orectolobiformes; Hemiscylliidae
Source: RefSeq, a predicted model, not a curated record